Aspergillus ochraceoroseus IBT 24754 is the source of this 970-nucleotide messenger RNA. RefSeq names its product NAD(P)/FAD-dependent oxidoreductase. Bases 72 to 776 code for a protein of 234 amino acids. Gene Ontology annotation, cellular component: cytoplasm. Lineage: Eukaryota; Fungi; Ascomycota; Eurotiomycetes; Eurotiales; Aspergillaceae. Gene Ontology annotation, molecular function: oxidoreductase activity. The transcript has a single exon. The record is from RefSeq and is a predicted model, not a curated record.
AAGUAGCCAGAUAUGGCCCGGGUCUCUUGGAAUCGUGUGGAAUUUCCGCUCUGUUCCAGUCAAGCUCAAAGAUGACAUCGCAACAGACUGCUGAUAUUGUUAUUAUUGGACGAGGGAUUGUAGGUUCGGCGUUGGCCUAUUUUUGGUCUAUUUCCGACGCUGAGAAGAGGGUGGUUGUCAUUGACCGUUCAUUUUCAACAUUGAAGGGCUCGACGGGAGUUGCACCGGGAUUUGUUGGACAAUUCAAUGAGUCUGAGGUCCUCACUCGCCUUGCUAUUGAUAGCGUGAAGGAAUAUCUGAAAAUUCCUGGAGGGGUUGACCUCGUCGGGGGUCUUGAAUUAGCGACCAGCAGUCAUGGAGUGGAAAAGCUCAAAUCAAGGCUUGAAAUGGCUAAGAAUGUUGGUCUAGAGGCCGAAUUGAUCAGCGCAGAACGAGCAUCACAGAUGGCUCCUAGUUUAGUCAGGAACGACAGCCUACUGGCGCUACACUUUGCAGGAGAUGGAACAGCAAGUCCUAUCACAAUUGUUUCUUUUUAUCGGGAAGAGGCUCGAAAACAUGGUGCGGACCUCAUCGAAGGAGAUGUCACCGACAUCCGCGUAUCCGAUGGCCGUGUAAAUGGUGUGAUGACCCCUUCGGGAUUCAUUGAGGCCGUCGAUACUGCCACAAAGCGCGCUCUCGAUCCAAACCGAUUCAAGGGACGCGAUAUUGAGAGCUUGAAACAGGAGUCUCUGGAUGGCUAUAAUCAUAUUUAUAAGACACAGGAGAACUCACAAUAGACACUCCGCCCACGAUUCCUUGACUCAGAUGAAGUCUUUGCCUUCUUGAUAGCUACCUUAGUUAAUUCGAUACCAAAUAUAGAAUAUGUUCCGAGCUUGAUCUCGUCGUCUCCUGUUCUUCAUGCGUUUUUUCUUUGUAUUUUUCUGUAUGACGUCAUAGAAGAUCGUAUUCGAGAAAUCGCAUCUGAGCACUU